Aplosporella prunicola CBS 121167 is the source of this 978-nucleotide messenger RNA. RefSeq lists its product as uncharacterized. Lineage: Eukaryota; Fungi; Ascomycota; Dothideomycetes; Botryosphaeriales; Aplosporellaceae. Gene Ontology annotation, molecular function: ATP hydrolysis activity; ATP binding. The transcript has 2 exons. The coding region runs from base 1 to 978 and encodes 325 amino acids. The record is from RefSeq and is a predicted model, not a curated record.
AUGGCGUCUGAUGAGCCCUUCAACGAGGAUUCAUUUUUGUAUCUGGUACCGGCAAGCAUCUUUGGAUUUGACAUACAGGAAAAGAAAUGGGUCAAUCUCCAGGUCGAUAACAUACACCCAGUGAAAUGGAACAAAGAGGCGUUUGAAAGUCUUGCCAUGGACGUGGAGAACAAAGAGCUAAUCGAAGCUCUGGUAAACAACAAAAUCACCGCAGACAAGGCUACCGAUAUGGUCAGAGGCAAAGGAAACGGCCUCAACAUUCUUUUGCACGGCGGGCCCGGUACAGGCAAAACCUUCACGGCAGAGGGCGUGGCAGAGAUUGCAGAGAUGCCGCUCUACCGCGUCACAUGCGGCGAUAUUGGAACGGACCCGCGAGAAGUAGAGAAGUACUUGCGAAAAGUAUUCCAACUAGGCAAGAUCUGGAACUGCGUAGUUCUUCUCGACGAGGCCGACGUCUUUCUCGAGCAGCGAACCCUCUCAGACCUCUCGCGUAACGCACUGGUGUCGGUUUUCCUUCGCAUGCUCGAGUACUACGACGGCAUUCUGAUUCUCACGAGCAACCGGGUCGGAGUUUUCGAUGAGGCGUUCAUCUCCCGCAUCCAGCUCGCGCUCUACUACCACAACCUCACAUUCGCCCAGCGCAAGCAGGUCUGGGAGAACUUUGUCCGCCGCCUGGACACGCUUGACGAGGCUGUUGACACGCAGGCGAUCCUGGCCAACACCGAAGAGCUGGCGAAGCACGAGAUGAACGGCCGUCAGAUUCGCAAUGCUAUCACUACGGCGCGCCAGUUGGCGCUGUUCAAGAAGGAGUCGAUGGGCAUCAAGCAUUUAGAUCAUUCGAUCAAGGUGUCGGGGAAGUUUAACAGGUAUCUGCGUGAUGUAAGUGAGCAGAUAAGGAAUGUUGACGAUGGAAAUACGCAGACGGAGUGGCAGGCUGUGAAUGGCUCUUCCAUCACUGGUGGGAUGCUCGAUAGAUGA